Molecule: messenger RNA, 952 nt
Organism: Nilaparvata lugens (brown planthopper)
Lineage: Eukaryota; Metazoa; Arthropoda; Insecta; Hemiptera; Delphacidae
Product: ADAM 17-like protease
Exons: 6
Coding region: 119-937 (272 amino acids)
Biological process (GO): membrane protein ectodomain proteolysis; Notch signaling pathway
Cellular component (GO): plasma membrane
Molecular function (GO): metalloendopeptidase activity
Source: RefSeq, a predicted model, not a curated record
UGUCGUCUGCUGCAAUAAUUAGCAUAUCGAAUCAAAAAAUGAAGGUUUUUGUGCAGUUGUAAUUCUUUGUAUUUGUAAUUGUGAGUUGUGCAAUGAUUUGAUUUUAUUGUUAUUCAACAUGCUUAUUUCCAUAAAAUACAAUUUCAUUCUAUGUGUUCUAAAUUUUUGGCUGAUUCCAAAUGUGAACAGCUCCAUUCACAAGAAUGUCAAAUACUUUGAUACAAUCCAUGCAUCAGAUCUUAGCCACUCAAUUGUAAAGCGAGGCUUGAAAGAAAGUAAUCAUCCUUACAAUAAAAUCAAAGAAGUCCGAUUCAGUACUCUGGGAAAGGACUUUAGACUGAUACUUACUCCAAGAAAAGGAGUUCUUCAUUCAAAAUUCCAAGCUUAUAGUGUUGAUGGUGAUGGAAAGGAGAAACCUGUAUUCAUUGAUCAUGAAAACUUCUAUGAUGGGAGAGUAUUUGGUGAGACGUGGUCCGAUGCAAGUGUUCACAUGGAGGAUGGAUUAAUGACUGCAACUAUACAAGUACCUGAUGAAACAUAUCAUAUCGAGCCAUCUUGGAGGCAUCUACCGCAUCUUGAUAAUAAAACCAUGGUCACCUAUAGAGCAUCAGAUGUUCAAUUCAGUUGGGACCAAGGCCAAACACCCCAUCGCCCCUGUGCUCAUGUCAAGGAAGGUGAUGAUAGCGAAGAUGAUGAUGAUGACGAUGAUACGGAAUUGGUAAAUGGUCCAGUCGAUGAAAUUAUUUUUGAAAAGGACGAGGAUAGUGAUGUGAAGGUCCGAGCCAAACGACAAUCAGACACAUAUGAAUACACUCCCACAAAAACAAGAUGUCCUCUUCUUCUGGUCGCCGACUAUAGAUUCUAUCAAGAAAUGGGAGGAAGCAAUACUAAAACGACAAUAAAUUAUCUGGUAAGUUUCUCAGGCGGCUUGUUAUAGUUAAAUGCAACAACC